GCUGCUAGUACUGCGGGUUUCUGUAGCGCUCCCUUCUUUGGUCUCCGCAACCCACGGCUGACAGAGUUCUGCUCACGCCAUCUUGCGCCCCCACCCCCUCACCCCGCCCCAGCCGAGUCACCUUUUUCCUUUCUACACUCUCAGCACCCCUACCCCGCCCCUAUCCAUCCGUGUCCCGGGCCGCAGCAGCCGAAACCGCACCAUCUCCACCCCCACAUUCUCCACGCGGGACGCGCAGCCGUGCCUACAAGUGUUCUUAAAGCAGAGGUUGUACAGCUAAUGCCAGAUUCAUUUGGAGAGCCAUAACAGUACUAACUGGAGUUUCCUUUAAUCAUUACUGUAUUGUGACCAUGGGUUUCCUCUUUUAUCACUUUGAUGAAUAAUACUGCAUCCAGCCCAAUGUCUGUUGCCACUUCUAGUGGUGGAAGAAGUACGGGGAAGUCUAUAAGCUUUGCAGCAGAAUUACAGAGUAUGAUGUUUUCUUUAGGUGAUGCUAGAAGGCCUCUUCAUGAAACAGCAGUUUUGGUAGAGGAUGUGGUACACACUCAGUUAAUUAAUUUGUUACAGCAAGCUGCUGAAGUUUCUCAGCUUCGGGGAGCAAGGGUAAUAUCUGCUGAAGAUCUUCUGUUUUUGAUGCGCAAAGAUAAGAAAAAGCUGAAAAGACUGCUAAAAUACAUGUUUUUCCGAGACUACAAAUCAAAGAUUGUCAAAGGAAUAGAUGAGGAUGAUCUUCUGGAAGACAAAUUGAGUGGUAGUAACAAUGCGAACAAAAGACAAAAAAUCGCUCAAGACUUUCUCAACUCUAUUGACCAAACAGGAGAACUCUUGGCAAUGUUUGAAGAUGAUGAAAUUGAUGAAGUUAAACAAGAAAGAAUGGAGAGAGCAGAAAGACAAACUCGAAUUAUGGAUUCAGCUCAAUAUGCAGAAUUCUGUGAAAGUCGACAAUUAAGUUUCUCCAAAAAAGCCUCCAAAUUUCGAGACUGGUUGGACUGCAGCAGUAUGGAGAUAAAACCCAAUGUUGUCGCUAUGGAAAUUUUAGCAUAUUUAGCAUACGAAACUGUGGCACAGUUAGUGGAUCUGGCUCUUCUUGUGAGGCAGGACAUGGUAGCCAAGGCGGGAGACCCCUUCAGCCAUGCCAUUUCAGCAACCUUCAUUCAGUAUCACAACUCUGCUGAGUGGUCUUGCAUGAAGUCUUACCCAGACUCUCCUGAGAAUACACCUCCUCCUACACCAACAGCUCCGCCAUCUGGAUCACAGCACUCAGGGAAAACCACAUCAGGAUCCCUAGGGAAUGGGAGUGCUGGACAAGACUCAGCUAAAACCAAGCAAAGGAAAAGAAAAAAGAGCACUGCGGCCUGUGGUGUCGAGGCUCACAGCGAUGCCAUCCAGCCCUGCCACAUCAGAGAGGCCAUUCGACGCUACGGCCACAAGAUUGGCCCCCUUUCCCCAUUCACAAGUGCCUACCGCAGGAAUGGGAUGGCUUUUCUAGCCUGCUGAUGUGACUGUGACUGCAACAACAGAAGAGGCAAUGUUCUAAUAAGAUGAUUCCUAUUCCCCUCUUUGGACAAAAUAAAAUACAAGUUUACCUUC
Pteropus alecto (black flying fox) is the source of this 1590-nucleotide messenger RNA. RefSeq names its product SPT3 homolog, SAGA and STAGA complex component (gene SUPT3H). Bases 376 to 1497 code for a protein of 373 amino acids. Gene Ontology annotation, molecular function: protein heterodimerization activity; transcription coactivator activity. The record is from RefSeq and is a predicted model, not a curated record. Lineage: Eukaryota; Metazoa; Chordata; Mammalia; Chiroptera; Pteropodidae. The transcript is spliced from 13 exons. Gene Ontology annotation, biological process: transcription by RNA polymerase II.